Messenger RNA from Owenia fusiformis, 1174 nucleotides. The record is from the annotation of a GenBank genome assembly. Lineage: Eukaryota; Metazoa; Annelida; Polychaeta; Sabellida; Oweniidae.
CCGUCAACUGUUAUCCCUACAAUGAUGACAAAUAUUUUAAUUGGAAACAAAACAUUUGGCCGUGGAUCGAUUUUGCGUUUUCAGCUUGUAUUCCCUUCACAUUGAUCUUUAUGUGCAAUAUUCUCAUUAUAUGUGUCGUCACAAAGGCAAACAAGAGCCGCAGAGCCAAUAUGAACGCCAAGGACGAAAAGCAUGACGACGCUAGAUCGAUGACGGUAAUGCUAAUUGCCGUUAGUUUGACUUUCGUGAUUUUGACCCUCCCCAUUACCAUUUAUUACAUCAUGGACGCACAAAUUACGAGCGAUAAUCCAUACAGAAGUCAUCAGCACAUCGCAGACAUGGGACUCUUUCGUAGUUGUGCAACACAAAUGUUUUUCAUCAACUGUGGAAUAAACUUUUUCCUUUAUUGUAUCACUGGAAAUCGUUUCAGAGCCGAGAUGAUAAAACUAUUUUGCUGCAGAAGAAUGGAAAAGCGUCACGCACCACCUAAAACAAGUGUUAAUUAUAUGUUAUCAAACACUAAAAGUACGCAAACCAUUGAAAUUGAAACAGCCGUAUGUUUAGUUGAACACGGUCUGGCCCCAAUAAACAACAUCAACGCUAACCAACAUGAAUGUACAAAGUUUUAAAAAUAGUUCUUCUUGUAGACAAUAUCAAAUUGCUGACAACAUAAUAACCAGCAUACACUGAAAACCAUGGUCCAUGGUACAUUUAUUAAUUAUUUACACUCAUUGUCUGACAAACAUAUCAUUUAAUGAAUUAUAAUAUAAUAUAGUGUUACUCAAACGGGGCCAUACUAAUAUGUAUAAAGGUAUGUACAGGGAGUCCCGAAAUUAUGGGACCCCCCUCCCCCCAGGUAAACAUGUACAAAUUACCUAUGGUAUCUGGUCAACUCGGACCCUAGUCAAUUAGGACCCUAGUUAACUCGGACCCUAGUUAACUCAGAUCCUAGUCAAUUUGGACCCUAGUUAACUCGGACCCUGGAUAACUCAGACCAUAGUCAACUUGGACCCUAGUUAACUCGGACCCAGUUAUAUUCAAUAUAAAUACGAGGUAUGGUGCUAGGUGAAAGCAAUUAACUUGCAAAAUAUUUAGAAUGUUGGAAAUUGAAGAUAUAAUUUAUAAUAAAAAGUGAUGGGAUUUGUAAGUUGUGUGAUUGUAAAUGUAAAUAUGA